AUGGGGGGCGCCUGGAGCACGGAAGGGAGGGUUGCACAAUCUCUUAUUUUGGCGAAAAAGAAAGAAAAGAGAAGGACAGGAAACGAGCCGGGGCUCGAAGCGCGGCGCUCGAAGGCACGGAUCACCCGCAACGCUCUCAGCGCGACAGAGGGUGUGGUGGCCUUCUCCGUGGCAGCUGCACAGCAGCUGGGCUCCGUCGUCUCGGACGUGGCCCAGGCGGCCGGAAGCUUCACCAGCAAGCUGAUGGGCCUUGGCGUCUUCCUCGCUCAGGAGUCUCAGGUCUGGGCCGAAAGGGGAAGCCAGGGCCUGGAAACCUUGAAGGCCUUCGUCGAUGAUGGCGGAGGAGACUCCGAAGAGAAGAGCCUCAAGGACUUCAAGCAGGCAUGGGCCGAGAAGCGUGCAAAGGCCACCAAGAGCUUGGAGGAGCUGAGACAGGCCAGGAAGGACCUGGAGGAGGCCCUGGCGAAGGAGCGUGAAGACUCGGACUCGGAGAACUGA
Symbiodinium necroappetens is the source of this 498-nucleotide messenger RNA. The record is from the annotation of a GenBank genome assembly. NCBI's taxonomy places the organism in Eukaryota, Dinophyceae, Suessiales, Symbiodiniaceae.